AUGCCCCAACCACUGUGCGCCGACUACUUCAACUGCUCUCUGCCCAAGGAAAAGCGGACAGCCCAACAUAAGAAACUAUACCACGAUCCCCAGCCCACCGAAAUCAAAGCCACCGACGGAAGCCAUGCGAAGAUCUUGGUCCACCGAGAUCCGAAGCGUGCGAUGUAUUUUCCGUGCCCGCACAAGGAAUGCGAUCACGCAUCGAUCCUCCGAACCACUCCAGCAAAGCACCACAGGCGCUGCCAUCUCUUCAAGCGUGACCAGCUGACCCAGCGCAAGCAGAAGGCUACCGCUACCGUCGGCGCCGCUACCCCUGCUCUUACUCGGUGCUCCUCGUCUUUAUCCUCAGUAUCGACACUUUCAUCUGCUCCUUCGUGCUUGUCUCAAGGAUCGGAUUCGGAUGACGUGACUUCUCUCAGCUCGUCUCAAGAACUAAACACCAACGACGUCGUCACCCCUCCUAGCGGCGCGACUAGACAAUCAGAGUCAAACGAUUCUAGAUCCCCUCCUCCUUCCCCGGAACCCUUCACCUGCGCCUCCGCUGCCGAUGUCCAUCAGCUCUUACUGAGCGUGGCUUUCCUUGCUCAAACUAUCGAUCAACUUGACGGACGAGUUGGCGCACAAGAAGAGCUGACGAAACGGAUGACCGCCUCGCGAUCCAAUGCAGCACGAAUCACGAAACUGGAAGAAUGUAUGGAACGGAUCAGCGACCAAGGCGAUUGGCUGAUGGCCGAUGUUCACAACCAGAAAAAGUGCGCUGAGUCCUUCAAAAGGACUGUCGGAAGUGACAUGGCUACCGUAGAGAAUCAUAUGGAGACGGUGAAGGAGCACUUGUUUGAUCUGGUACCGGAGAGCCACGAACUCAAGAAGCAGGUGAAAGAGUUGCAAGAGAGUGUGGCACGGCUGCGUGCUACGCUACGAGAUAUCGUUGACUUUGAUGAAACUGCAAGCCGCAAGAGAUCGUUUAAUUGUAGGAACUGA
Molecule: messenger RNA, 981 nt
Organism: Linnemannia hyalina
Lineage: Eukaryota; Fungi; Mortierellomycota; Mortierellomycetes; Mortierellales; Mortierellaceae
Source: the annotation of a GenBank genome assembly